AUGGCUGGCCCUGCAGUUUUACCCGAUCUUGAUACACUACCUGUAUUUCAGUACUAUGAUGAACAGCAAGAUACCCUCAUCGACAUUCUCUCUAAUGAUAAUACGCAUCCCAGAGUGAUUGAGGACUACGUUCUUGAUCCUGUAGACUGGCAAGCGAACAAUCGAGGCUUGGACAGAGGAGAUGGCAUGGGUCCACCCAACGGGGUAGAUACAGUACCAGACAUUCUCGGCCACAACAUAGAUGACCUCAUCUGCUUUGUAUGCGAGCAAGCCGGCUCUGCUUGUGAGGGGCAGAAUUGUAUCGAGAUUGCUAAAUUUGAUUUCGAGGACACGGCCGACACGAAGCUGCAAAUCAGACAGGCAAGAUGGGGCUAUGGAGUGUUCGCAUGGGCACGCAUACCGAGGGGAACAUUAAUAGGCGAGUACCUAGGCCGUCUUAUGCCUCUUGAUUAUGCCCAUGCCCUUGAUAAUCGCUACAUUUUCACGGUUGAGAAUCGAGCUGACUCCAAUGCGGAAAUGUACGGUAAUAUCACUCGUUACGUGAACCAUCACUGUGACUGUAACACUGAGCCAAUGAUUGCUAUGUACGGCAGGCGCGCCGUCAUGGUGUUUGAAACGACCCGCGAUGUCGCGGCCGGUGAAGAAAUAACCAUCGACUACGGGCCCACGUACUUGAACGCCGACCAACCCUGCCAGUGCGACGCGUUUCCCUACCCGCACACGUCUGAGGAGUACCGAAGGCGCGUGCAUCCCGACCGUACCGUCGACGCCACCGGCGUCGGCACGUACGGCGGCUUCAAGGGGAAAGUUGGCAGGGGCCGUACCGAGCAGCCUCAGGCCGGCGAGGCGGGCAGUGUACAGACGCGGAGAGCAAAGAGAAAGCUUAGGACCCUGGGGGAGGCGGCUGCUGCUCCCAAGGAAAAACAGCGCCGUGUGUCCAACGGGUCGAGGACUUACCGAGGCAGGUUGACGAAACCGAAACUUGUAAAAGAUUCUCAAAACAUGUGGAUUCCAGAGCCAAGAGCGCCGAGGAGGUCCCGUCGUAUAGCUGAUCGUAGAGCGCGCCGUACAGCUACCAUGAAUGCCUACACUUCGGACAUGGCAACCGGGGAUUUAAGCACCAUCUCCGUCUACCCCAACCUUGGGCCGACGACAACAGCCGGCGUCCUGCAGAUGAUCGCCCGAAUUUUCGACGUCGCAACAACAUCGGCGAUCGAUAUGGAAGCGAAUACAGUGUUCAGAAGACUAUGGAGUGGCGGCUCGCAAGAGCUUGUAAUGAGCCUCGUGCUCUUUACAGCCACCUUGGGCAUUAUAAGGGUCCUUGUAAUCCGCUAUCGACCGGGUCUCCGCAAUAUUCCUGGGCCAUUUUUGGCAAGCAUAUCCAAUCUCGACCGCUUGUGGAGCUGCUUCGGCGGACAGCAGAUGAACUACCACCUUAAGUUGCACGACAAGUACGGCUCGCUUGUCCGCAUAGGAACGAAGCACGUCUCCUUCUCCGACGGCAGCUUGAUCCCGCUGUUGUACGGCAUCAGCACCCGGUUCUGGAAGAGCGAGUUCUACGACAUGUUCAACCUCGACGGAACAACCACGACAUUUUCCGAGCGAGACGAGAUGAAGCAUCGAGUGAAGAAGAGACCUGUCGCAGCGGCCUAUUCCAUGAGCACGAUGAAGGAGCUUGAGCCGAUGAAUGACGAGUGCUCUGGCAUACUCACCGAGAAGCUCGAGGGGUUGGUGGGGAACGAUAUAGACCUUGGCGAAUGGCUGCAUUGGUAUGCCUUCGACGUGAUCACGUCCAUCGCGUUCUCCAACCGUCUCGGGUUCAUGGAGUCAGAGAGCGACGUACAGGGGAUCAUCCACGCGCUCUCGACCCGACUGAAAUACGUCAGCACCAUCGGGCAAGCACCAUACCUGCACAAAUAUCUAUCCGGCAACCAUCUGGUGAGCUGGGUCACCAGCUUUCUCCGAGAUACCGACUCUCUAAAUCCGACCAAGUAUCUCAUAGGCUUUAUAGUGCAACAGGUGCAGCGCCGCCAGAGCAAGGACCCUAAUACGAUGGAGCUAAAUGACCUACUUGGCCGCUUCAAACGCUUCAAGGACGGCGAGAAGGUAAUGGAUGACUCGGAUCUGAUGGCCCACGCCGCCGCAAAUGUCCUAGCCGGAAGCGACACCACGGCGGCGAGCCUGCGGGCUCUGUUCUACAACCUGUGCCGCAACCCAGAAGCACACGACAAGCUCCUCGCUGAGAUUGACGAGGCGGAGCGAAACGGCCGGCUGUCGGAACCAGUCACCUUCGAAGAAGCACAGCAGCUCAAGUACUUCCAGGCGGUCGUCAAGGAGGCUCUGCGUAUGCAUCCCGCAGUCGGCCUCCUUCUCGAGCGCGUGGUGCCAACAGGUGGCGCUGAGAUAGGCGGCGUCUGGCUGCCGGAGGGGACUGUUGUAGGUAUCAACCCAUGGGUUGCGGCGAGAGAUCGAUCAGUGUAUGGGAAGGAUGCAUACACAUUCCGGCCGGAAAGAUGGCUCGAAGCGGACACGGCUCAGCUAAGACUGAUGGAGAGAAACUUUCUCGCGUUUGGCGGCGGAUCUAGGACUUGUCUAGGCAAGAAUGUCUCACUGCUGGAGAUAUCGAAACUGGUGCCGCAACUGCUGAGGACUUUUGACUUUGAGCUGGCUGACCCUGCGAAAGAAUGGACUCUGCAUGACUACUGGUUUGUCUGGCAGACUGGCCUCAUCUGCAGCGUCAUCCGACGGACCAAGUCAGACUAG
This is a messenger RNA of Diaporthe amygdali, 2763 nucleotides long. RefSeq lists its product as uncharacterized. Gene Ontology annotation, molecular function: heme binding; oxidoreductase activity, acting on paired donors, with incorporation or reduction of molecular oxygen; protein binding. The record is from RefSeq and is a predicted model, not a curated record. NCBI's taxonomy places the organism in Eukaryota, Fungi, Ascomycota, Sordariomycetes, Diaporthales, Diaporthaceae. The transcript has 7 exons. Bases 1 to 2763 code for a protein of 920 amino acids.